AUCACUAUCACAGAGUUGAACCACCAUGAAAACAGGGUGACAAACACAACCUAAGACAGGAGGUGAAGUGUGUUAGGCACCAUGUGUGAUGGUAAUGAUGACAUGAAUGAUAAACAGCCACCAGUAAGGUGUACAGAUAGAGAGGUGCUCUGCUCCGGUGUGUCUUUCUGUCCAGUGCUGUGUGUAUGUCGAGAUGAGUGCGUGGACACAGCGUGAUCCCAGCGAUUGAUGAUUACCCUGGAAGUGUGUGUGUGAUCAGUUCAUGUUGUUGGAGCUGGUGUCGAGACCCUGAACCUGUCAUGGAAUCGGGAAAGCAGCUGACCGGCACUCUAACCCUAGCAGUGUUUUCAGCAGUCUUGGGUUCUCUACAGUUCGGAUACAGCCUGGGAGUCAUCAAUGCGCCACAGAAGGUGAUAGAGCAGCAUUAUGGGCGGUCCCUGGGGGUGCUCCCUGAGGAGCCUCUCCUCCUAUCAGAGAACAGUACAGAGACAGAGAAGCAGGAAGUGCAUCCCUCUGUGGUCAUGUAUUGGUCUCUGUCUGUGUCGAUCUUCUCCAUUGGGGGAAUGGUGUCGUCCUUCCUGGUGGGCUUCAUUGGAGACCUGAGAGGAAGGGUGAAGGGCAUGUUGAUGGUGAAUGUGUUAGCAGUAAUAGCAGGUCUACUGAUGGUGAUGGCUAAGAUGUGGAAACCUCACGUCAUGGUCAUCGCUGGACGAUGUGUCAUGGGAUUCUACUGUGGUCUGUCCUCAGGGCUAGUUCCUAUGUAUAUAGGGGAGAUCGCUCCCAUGGCCUACAGAGGAGCUCUGGGAACCUUACAUCAACUGGCUACUGUUACUGGUAUACUACUGAGUCAGGUGCUAGGUCUAGAGUUCCUCCUGGGUAAUGACUACUACUGGCCACUGCUGCUGGGUCUGUCUGGAGCUCCUGCUGUGUUACAGUCUCUACUGCUGCCACUGUGUCCUGAAAGUCCCAGAUACCUCUACAUCAAGAGAGGCAUGGUGGAGGAGGCCAAGAAGAGUCUGCAUCGUCUGAAGGGAGAGUAUGACCCAUCAGCUGACCUGGAGGAGAUGAGGAGGGAGAAGGAGGAGCUGGAGAAGGAGGCGCAAGUCUCUAUCGCUGUCCUGGUGCGAUCAUCUCUCUACAGGCAGCAGCUGUUUGUAGCCCUGAUGAUGCAUUUCUCACAACAACUGUCUGGAAUUAACGCUGUGAGUUACUGAGAAAACGGGGGAAAGAGGGAACAACUGUCUGGAAUCAACGCUGUGAGUGAGAGAAAGAGGGAAAAGCUGUCUGGAAUCAACGCUGUGAGUUGCGGAGAAAGAGGGAACAACUGUCUGGAAUCAACGCAGUGAGUUGCUGAGAAACAGGGAACAACUGUCUGGAAUCAACACUGUGAGUAACUGAGAAACAGGGAACCACUGUCUGGAAUCAACGCUGUGAGAUGCGGAGAGAGAGGGGGAGAGAGGGAACAACUACCUGGAAUCAACGCUGUGAGUUGCUGAGAAACAGGGAACAACUGUUUGGAAUCAACACUGUGAGUUGCGGAGAGAGAGAGUGAACAACUGCCUGGAAUCAACGCUGUGAGUUGCUGAGAAACAGGGAACAACUGCCUGGAAUCAACGCUGUGAGUAACUGAGAAACAGGGAACAACUGUCUGGAAUUAACGCUGUGAGUUCCUGAGAGAGAGGGGGAGAGAGGGAACAACUGUCUGGAAUCAUCGCUGUGAGUGAGAGAAAGAGGGAACAACUGUCUAGAAUCAACGCUGUGAGAUGCGGAGAGAGAGAACAACUACCUGGAAUCAACGCUGUGAGUUGCGGAGAGAGAGAGGGAACAACUGUCUGGAAUCAACGCAGUGAGUUGCUGAGAAACAGGGAACAACUGUCUGGAAUCAACGCAGUGAGUUGCGGAGAAAGAGGGAACAACUGUCUGGAAUCAACGCUGUGAGAUGCUGAGAAACAUGGAACAACUGUCUGGAAUCAACACUGUGAGUAACUGAGAAACAGGGAACCACUGUCUGGAAUCAACACUGUGAGUAACUGAGAAACAGGGAACCACUGUCUGGAAUCAACGCUGUGAGAUGCUGAGAAACAGGGAACAACUGUCUGGAAUCAACACUGUGAGUUGCGGAGAGAGAGAGGGAACAACUGCCUAGAAUCAACGCUGUGAGUUGCGGAGAAACAGGGAACAACUGUCUGGAAUUAAUGCUGUGAGUUACUGAGAGAGAGGGAACAACUGUCUGGAAUCGACGCUGUGAGGAACUGAGAAACAGGGAACAACUGUCUGGAAUUAACGCUGUGAGUUACUGAAAACAGGGAACAACUGUCUGGAAUUAACGUUGUGAGUAACUGAGAGAGAGGGAACAACUGUUUGGACUCAACACCGUGAGUUACUCAGAGAGAGGGAACAACUGUCUGGAAUCAAUGCUGUGAGUUGCUGAGAAACAGGGAACAACUGCCUGGAAUCAACGCUGUGAGUAACUGAGAAACAGGGAACAACUGUCUGGAAUUAACGCUGUGAGUUACUGAGAAAACGGGGGAGAGAGGGAACAACUGUCUGGAAUCAUCGCUGUGAGUGAGAGAAAGAGGGAACAACUGUCUAGAAUCAACGCUGUGAGAUGCGGAGAGAGAGAGAACAACUACCUGGAAUCAACGCUGUGAGUUGCGGAGAGAGAGAGGGAACAACUGUCUGGAAUCAACGCAGUGAGUUGCUGAGAAACAGGGAACAACUGUCUGGAAUCAACACUGUGAGUAACUGAGAAACAGGGAACCACUGUUUGGAAUCAACACUGUGAGUAACUGAGAAACAGGGAACCACUGUCUGGAAUCAACGCUGUGAGAUGCUGAGAAACAGGGAACAACUGCCUGGAAUCAACGCUGUGAGUAACUGAGAAACAGGGAACAACUGUCUGGAAUUAACGCUGUGAGUUACUGAGAAAACGGGGGAGAGAGGGAACAACUGUCUGGAAUCAUCGCUGUGAGUGAGAGAAAGAGGGAACAACUGUCUAGAAUCAACGCUGUGAGAUGCGGAGAGAGAGAGAACAACUACCUGGAAUCAACGCUGUGAGUUGCGGAGAGAGAGAGGGAACAACUGUCUGGAAUCAACGCAGUGAGUUGCUGAGAAACAGGGAACAACUGUCUGGAAUCAACACUGUGAGUAACUGAGAAACAGGGAACCACUGUUUGGAAUCAACGCUGUGAGUAACUGAGAAACAGGGAACCACUGUCUGGAAUCAACGCUGUGAGAUGCUGAGAAACAGGGAACAACUGUCUGGAAUCAACACUGUGAGUUGCGGAGAGAGAGAGAGGGAACAACUGCCUAGAAUCAACGCUGUGAGUUGCGGAGAAACAGGGAACAACUGUCUGGAAUUAACGCUGUGAGUUACUGAGAGAGAGGGAACAACUGUCUGGAAUUGACGCUGUGAGUUGCUGAGAAACAGGGAACAACUGUCUGGAAUUAACGCUGUGAGUUACUGAAAACAGGGAACAACUGUUUGGAAUUAACGUUGUGAGUAACUGAGAGAGAGGGAACAACUGUCUGGACUCAACACCGUGAGUUACUCAGAGAGAGGGAACAACUGUCUGGAAUCAAUGCUGUGAGUUACUGAGAAAGAGGGAUCAACAUUUCUGGAUCCAACUCUGUGAGUAACUGAGAAACAGGGAACCACUGUCUGGAAUCAACGCUGUGAGAUGCGGAGAGAGAGGGGGAGAGAGGGAACAACUGUCUGGAAUCAACGCUGUGAGUUGCUGAGAAACAGGGAACAACUGUUUGGAAUCAACACUGUGAGUUGCGGAGAGAGAGAGGGAACAACUGCCUGGAAUCAAUGCUGUGAGUUGCUGAGAAACAGGGAACAACUGCCUGGAAUAACGCUGUGAGUAACUGAGAAACAGGGAACAACUGUCUGGAAUUAACGCUGUGAGUUACUGAGAAAACGGGGGAGAGAGGGAACAACUGUCUGGAAUCAUCGCUGUGAGUGAGAGAAAGAGGGAACAACUGUCUAGAAUCAACGCUAUGAGAUGCGGAGAGAGAGAGAACAACUACCUGGAAUCAACGCUGUGAGUUGCGGAGAGAGAGAGGGAACAACUGUCUGGAAUCAACGCAGUGAGUUGCUGAGAAACAGGGAACAACUGUCUGGAAUCAACGCUGUGAGAUGCUGAGAAACAUGGAACAACUGUCUGGAAUCAACACUGUGAGUAACUGAGAAACAGGGAACCACUGUCUGGAAUCAACGCUGUGAGUAACUGAGAAACAGGGAACAACUGUCUGGAAUCAACACUGUGAGUAACUGAGAAACAGGGAACCACUGUCUGGAAUCAACGCUGUGAGUAACUGAGAAACAGGGAACCACUGUCUGGAAUCAACACAGUGAGUAACUGAGAAACAGGGAACCACUGUCUGGAAUCAACGCUGUGAGUAACUGAGAAACAGGGAACCACUGUCUGGAAUCAACGCUGUGAGAUGCUGAGAAACAGGGAACAACUGUCUGGAAUCAACACUGUGAGUUGCGGAGAGAGAGAGGGAACAACUGUCUGGAAUCAACACUGUGAGUUGCGGAGAGAGAGAGGGAACAACUGCCUAGAAUCAACGCUGUGAGUUGCGGAGAAACAGGGAACAACUGUCUGGAAUUAACGCUGUGAGUUACUGAGAGAGAGGGAACAACUGUCUGGAAUCGACGCUGUGAGGGACUGAGAAACAGGGAGCAACUGUCUGGAAUUAACGCUGUGAAUUGCUGAGAAACAGGGAACAACUGUCUGGAAUUAACGCUGUGAGUUACUGAAAACAGGGAACAACUGUCUGGAAUUAACGUUGUGAGUAACUGAGAGAGAGGGAACAACUGUCUGGAAUCAACACCGUGAGUUACUCAGAGAGAGGGAACAACUGUCUGGAAUCAAUGCUGUGAGUUACUGAGAAAGAGGGAUCAACUGUCUGGAUCCAACGCUGUGAGUAACUGAGAGAGUGGGAUCAACUGUCUGGAAUCAACACUGUGAGUUAGUGAAAGAGAGGGAACAACUGUCUGGAAUCAAUGCUGUGA
Molecule: messenger RNA, 5023 nt
Organism: Oncorhynchus kisutch (coho salmon)
Lineage: Eukaryota; Metazoa; Chordata; Actinopteri; Salmoniformes; Salmonidae
Product: solute carrier family 2, facilitated glucose transporter member 2-like
Exons: 8
Coding region: 300-1214 (304 amino acids)
Biological process (GO): dehydroascorbic acid transport
Cellular component (GO): plasma membrane; brush border
Molecular function (GO): D-glucose transmembrane transporter activity
Source: RefSeq, a predicted model, not a curated record